AUGUUCGUAUCACCGUCACCGAUCGUCGGUCAUAAAAAAGAGAGAUUCUCCCUCAAUUCCGGGAACCGAGAAAGAUACGAGGAGGACGCCUCCCCGGGAAUCGAUUGCCAACAGCUUUUUCAUCAUUGCUUUUCUUAUGAUUUUUCAGAAAGCUGGCCGCUGAUAAUAAAAAGCGUGAACGUCCCGCCAAUCGUAAAAAACGGCACUGAUUACGUGAUUCUGGACUGCGACUACGAUCUCGAAAACACACCGACCAAGGGAUUAGUCGUGAAAUGGUUCUACAACACCAACGAAGUGGCUUAUCAAUGGAUACACGGCAGGCAGCCGUUAGCUGGGGAUACCGCGCGAAAGUACAUCGACCUGAAGUACAAAGCUAGCAAUGAUCCGUACACCGAGUACCGAGCCAUGAAAUUGAAUAAGCCUGAUAUCGAUCUUACCGGCGAGUAUACCUGUGUCAUAUCCACCUUCGCGGACGAGAGGUCUGCGAGUGCCUCUAUGGUUGUGUUUUCGACGGAGAAGAAGUUUGAUCUUGUUCAGCACAAGAAGAUUAUCGACGGCAAAAACGGAGUGAAGAUAACGUGCAACGCAGAAGGACUAUAUCCGGAGCCGACACUGGAUUUAUCCAUCGAAGGUCGUCCACUGAAGCAACCAGUGAAGGUCAAUACUGCACAAGCUUUCGGGAGCGAAUACUCUAUUUCAUUAGAAAUGGAGUUGCUGGACGAACAGUUACCAGGAGCGGCAAUUAUUAAAUGCUUGCUCGGAAUACCGGCGGCAAACUAUAGCGUUUUUAACGAAAUUGUCUAUUAUCCAGGAACGAAUUGUACUACAACCUCACGUCCGCAGUCACCAGGCUUAACGGAGAUGGAAGUGCUAAACAGCAACUUCGCUGGCCAAUUGUCAAUUAACAUCUUCCUAAUCGUCAUGCAUCUGGCACUCGUCAGUAUGUUCAUGUAACUUUGUUUUUAGAUUGCCGCCUAAAGGAAGCCCCAAACCAAUGGUAGAUGCUUGUCAAAAUGACCAGCUAUUUCGACCCUUCGUCUUGCUAAAAGCCUAAGAUACUUAUUGAAGAACAUCAUAUGUCCAGAUUAAACGUUGUUUUUUUAUAAGCUCAAGAAUCGAGCUUUGUCGAAGCUCGGCUAGCGUUCAUGUUCACCAUUUGCACCAGAGAACCCCGUUUCCAAACUUCUCUGUAUACAUACCUAUACACAGACGCAUAUACAGGUAUACAUAUUGUACGAACUGUUUAGAAUAUCAUUUGUAUCCGUGAUGAAAUUUUAGUUGAUCUGCGGCUAGCGUGAGCGAGAUUUAACGCCAAAAAUUUUGGUAGUUUGUUGAACGGAUUAUGAGAAAUUAUAAAAAAAGAUGAUAAAAAGAAUAGAGGGAAAGCUAAGAUUUGAUCGUGAUAUUUGAAGUCGUAUUGUAGAUUAAAGUUGUGUAACUGAUUGCUCACGAGCAACAGCUUUCCCCUCUAAUUAUCCUCAUUAUGAAGCUCGGGUUGACUCACUCGAGUCGUAAUGGGAAUAAUUCUGUAUCCGAUACAUCAGUGGUUCUCUGCCUUUUCAUAAACGAGUAUCAGUUUCAUGCAAAACAGUUUCUGUAUACUUCAUUUAUUUUACUUAACCUCAUAUAUGGUGUCGUUUACAGUUCAAACGUGACAAAUUCAUAUUUUCAUCACAAUUUAAAAUUAAACAUUAAGCGUAAUAUGAACAAUUAAGGUUCGAUAAAUAUACUUAACGUUUUAAGUUUCUUUAUUUCUUUCAACAUUUUAAUAAUAAUUAGUGAACGUAACUAAAAUUGUAGGUGAAAGGGUUAGUUUUGGCCGUUUGUUCUGGUUCCAUCUCAAGUUUUCUUCCAUAUUUGCUUCUCUCCGUCUUCUGCAGUUACUCAGAUAAAAGACGAUCGCUAGAGCUACGGUAGAGACGUAUUCCCACUACGGUCUGAGCAAGUCAGCCUUAGUCUCACUGUGGGAGCAACUCUAGAGUAGAAUUGUUACUCGAGAGCAAUCAGUUAUGCCAGGCAUGACCAAGUGCCCCCAACCCCCUUCUUUCAUCCAUCAGACAAUUACACGGUUCCCACUACCUGAUAGUCUGCCUCCCUACCAUCAGUUAACUCGUAUUCCUACAAAUUAAUUUGCGAGUUGCUACUGUAUGCGUUCGAAAUACGUAAAGUCUCGAUAUGAGCAAAUCUUUCGGGUACUUUUACAUGUAAAGUCUCGAUAUAAAAUAAUUUUUCCCGUUUAUUGCACACAUUAUUUUCGCUUAUAUCGAGACUGUGGAGAGACAGAGUCUGGAAACAAUAGAAUUCUUUUCAGAACCGAAAAAAACGCAAAGGUAAAAAAGAAAUACUUCGUUCACGAUUCGUGUUACGCUUUUGAGUUGCAUGAGGUUAAUAGGACUAUUUACAGCUGAAAAGAUUGCCUGUGGAAUUAUACACAUGCAAUAGAGAAUAUUAUAUUUACUGUAGAUACUGAUGCUUGAUUCUUUCGAAGUACAUGAGUUUAUUCGUAGAUCGUUUUGGUAAAAGAUGAAAAUAUGUGAAUUAUAUUGUGUUGGAAAUAAGUGAAUUUUACGACAGUAUAACUAAUAGGACUUGUGUCUUUUUUCACACGUAAUCUUUCCAGCUCUGAAUGUGAAUUCUUCAAGAUGUAACAAGUGAAUUAAGGUAACUAUACCUAAUAUGGAAUAUCUCAUUUAACAAUUUGCAAAAAUCUUGUUAACUGAUCUAAUGAUAAAACAUUACAAAAUUAAUAAUUAUCUGUAUGUUAAAUGUUAGUUAUGCAAAAUUGUGCUCAAUUUGAUUUGAGUGCAGUUAUGGAAAGAAAUAUAAAAAUAAUGAAAAGUGAUUAAUUGGAAAAAUGGUAUCAAAUAUGGAACACAUAGAAAAUUUGUUAAAUAAAUGAGAAAACUUUGAUGUUUGCUUAAAUACACAAGACAAGUGACCAAAUGUCUUCCAUUUUUUAAAUUGCAUCUUACAUACUUUUGUUCAUCUUCUACGUGUUGAGCACACUGUUAAAAUAUGAAUACACUAGUCCCAUUUUCAUCCAUUUUUAUAACUAUAAUACAUUUAAAAUAGUCAAGAACAAUUUAUAUCGUGUAAUAUUAAUAGGAAGCAUGUCUGAUAUUUUGUACUAGAAAUUACCAAUUUUUUAAAUUUCCAAAUCUCUAAAUUUCUAAAAUCUCAAAUUACCAAAUUUGCAAAUUCCAAAACA
Molecule: messenger RNA, 3208 nt
Organism: Megachile rotundata (alfalfa leafcutting bee)
Lineage: Eukaryota; Metazoa; Arthropoda; Insecta; Hymenoptera; Megachilidae
Source: RefSeq, a predicted model, not a curated record